Colias croceus (clouded yellow) is the source of this 4614-nucleotide messenger RNA. RefSeq names its product probable ATP-dependent RNA helicase spindle-E (gene spn-E). Lineage: Eukaryota; Metazoa; Arthropoda; Insecta; Lepidoptera; Pieridae. The coding region runs from base 133 to 4449 and encodes 1438 amino acids. Gene Ontology annotation, molecular function: ATP binding; RNA binding. The record is from RefSeq and is a predicted model, not a curated record. The transcript has 27 exons. Gene Ontology annotation, cellular component: intracellular anatomical structure.
GGUACCUAACAAAAAUAUUUGCAAGGUAAAAGUAAAACAUUUUAUAAUAUUUAAGGCUUAUUGUCUCCGUUCUUAUAAUUAAAGAGCAGUAAUUUUUUUUACAACAAACGUAGUUGUUCAAAUAUAUGAAUAAUGGACGAACUUCGGGCGUUUUUCAAUAAUCCUCCCACAAGUUCACAAAAAAUUAAACUACGAGGGCCGCUCACGGCAGGUCGUCGUAUCACUAAACAUGAUACAAUAAAUGAGCUUAAUCGCUCCGAAGACCAUCGUCAUUCCGUACUUCCAAGUGGUACUGGUUAUGCUAAAGAAGCUCAACAAAGAGAAGUUGAAAUUUAUUUGAAGAAUGAGAGGGAGCGGCUGAACUUUGAAAGUAUGUCUGAAGGUUUAAAUUCUUUAGAGGAUCUCUCAUCAUGGGCUUCAAGUAGGCCACAUUUAUUAGAUCUUACCGAGGAAGUGAUGACCCAUGUGUAUAACAAAUACACUUUUCAAAGGAAAGAAGAUACUAAGAACCUCCAUAUAAAUGAACAUCAUGAUGAGAUCAUGAAAUACAUCAAAUCUUAUGGAGUAGUGAUAAUAGAAGGUCCCACUGGAUGUGGUAAAACAACACAAGUGCCGCAGUGGAUUUUGGAUGAUGCUUAUAACAAGAGACAAGCAUGUAAAAUAGUUGUCACUCAGCCAAGGAAAAUUGCAGCCAUAUCUAUUGCAAAGAGGGUCGCUCAAGAGAGGGGCUGGGAUGUAGGAGGGAUUGUUGGUUACCAGGUGGCUUUAGAAAACAGAACUUCAAAUGACACUCGAAUAUCAUAUGUCACUACAGGAGUAUUACUUCAGAAAUUAGUUAAUUCAAAGAAUAUGAAUGAGUAUACACACAUAAUAUUGGAUGAGGUUCACGAGAGAGGUCAGGAAAUGGACUUCCUACUGUUGGUUGUUAGGAAGUUUCUCCAUACAGUCUCGCCACGGGUCAAAGUCAUUCUCAUGUCUGCUACAUUUAAUGUAAAAACAUUUGGUGAUUACUUUUCCCUACCAUGUCCUACCACCAAGAAGCCUACGUCAACGUCUGUGAGAGUGCAGUCAGGAAAAUCGAGAUACACUACAAAAAUAUUUUACUUAAAUCAAUUGAAUAAGUUUGGAUCUAUUCCACAACAGCAAGGCUCACCAGAAAUUGCUCCAGAUAUGAACCAUCUAGUUGUUAAACUUGUAAAUGCCUUUGAAAAUAUAGAUAAGAAAGAAGAGUUUGAAAAAGAUGAUAUUUCUGAAGAAGACUUGCCAUCUAUACUGAUAUUUUUGCCUGGUAUUAAUGAAAUUGAAGAACUAUACUCCUGUUUAACUGAUCGACAAAUGAGGAUGAAGCUAUGUGGCGCGGAUUGCGCUCAACACGAGUGGUGGGUAUUGCCUUUACACUCGACCAUAACAGCUGACGAACAAGUGCGCGUGUUUCAAAGAGCUCCUCCCGGUCAUAGGAAGAUUAUACUCGCUACGAAUAUCGCGGAGAGUUCCAUUACAGUGCCUGAUAUUAAAUAUGUGAUCGACUUCUGCCUGAUGAAAGUAUUGGUAGCGGAUACAAGCACGAACUUCACGUCGCUGCAAAUGAUAUGGGCGUCGAAGGCGAACUGCGAGCAGCGGGCCGGCCGUGCGGGCAGAGUGCGGGAUGGACGAGUGUAUAGACUGGUUUCUGAUAAAUUUUAUGAAGAUUUACUGGACGAGAGUCUACCAGAGAUGAACCGUUGCCCUCUGGAACGGCUGGUGCUGCUCUCUAAAACGCUAGACAUGGGCCCGCCCGCGGAUAUUCUUGCUCUGGCCAUGGAUCCACCAGAUAUGUCCAAUAUACACCGAACCAUACUUGUGUUAAAAGAGACAGGCGCAUUGAAGAAAAUGAUAGAUGGAGAAUGGAGUACAUCAGAUGGGGAUAUCACUCACUUGGGUCGUCUAAUGGCCACCCUACCAAUUGACAUUAGAAUGUCCAAACUAAUCAUGCUUGGAUACAUAUUUGGGUGUCUGGAUGAAAGUGUUAUUAUGGCUGCUGCAAUGUCUGUCAAAAAUGUGUUUAGUAGUCCUUUCCGUGAACGCAUGAAUGCCUAUAAUUCGAAGCUUACUUGGGCUGAUGGCUCGACGAGUGACUGUGUCGCUUUUCUUAACGUUUACAAGGUAUGGAACCACCUCCGUCAACAACAAUACUUCAAGCAAGCCGGCAACACGGAAGCGCAAUGGGCGCGACGCUUCUACGUGCAAGUGCGUGCGAUGCGCGAACUUGAUGAUAUGGUGCGGGAGUUACGGAAUAGACUGUCCAGGGAGGGCAUGGAGUCGGCUAAUAAUACUCCGUGGAGUAAAAACGAGCUGCCUAUUGUGCUGAAGGUGAUACUAGCGGGUGCGUUCUACCCGCAGUACUUCAUACAAGUGGGCGGUGACGAGGGUCGUGAGCGUGAAGCUGUACGCACGUUGGGUGGGCUCGACCCGCGUACAACUGUGUACUUGCGGGGAUUCCCUGAUCACCAGCCGCCUGAAAUAUACGCGGCUGCUAUACGAUCAGUGGUGAAGCAGCAUAUAGGAGACGAGCCUAGAGUCACUUUUGAUAAGAAUAGCCGAAAAGUAUAUCUAACGUUUGAUGGUGAUGUGGGCGUGCAGCGUGACAAGAACAAAGGUGGAGAUCCAACAAUACCUGGUCAAGUGGUGUUGCCAGUUUAUAAAGCCAUAAAAGCUCGACAUUUACAAAUGCCCAUAAGGAUUCCAUUGCUUCCCCUGGAGAAAGCAAAUGCUUUGGCGGCCGCAGCAGAAGCGUUGAAGGCAGCACGAAAUGUAGAUAACAUGGUGCCGCGUUUACCAGAAAUUGACGAUACAUAUUUUCCUCUAAAAAUAUCCCAGCUAAUAAACGUCGGUCGUUUCUGGGUGCAAUACGACGACGAAUCAACAGCCAAUGAACUGCGACACAUACAGAACACAUUGAACCGCAAGCCGCUAGCGCCGUUCUCUGGGCCCGUAGUAGCGGACACGUUGGUUGCGGCGCCGUAUACCGACGAUACGGGCACUAUGCUGUACCGCGCGAGGGUCACUAAAGUGCUGCCUAGGGAUAUGCUUGAGGUGUUCUACAUAGACUACGGCAGCGCGGGGCGCGUGUCGGCGGGCAGCGUGCGCGCGCUGCCGGGCGAGUGCGGGGCGCGCGCGCCGCUGGCCAUGCAGUGCGCGCUGGCGGAGCUGGCGCCCGCGCCGCUGCUGCACGCGCACGCGCACUGGCCGCCCGCCGCCACCGCGCUCUUCGCCCAGCUCGUAGCGCGCCCCCGACUCAUCGGACGGGUGUAUUCCGUAACGCACGGUGUAGUAUCAAUAGAACUGAUGGGGGAGGGAGGCAAAAUAAACAUCAACAAGGAAUUGAUCGCUAAGGGAUUUGCUAUCAGUUGUGAAGAGAGCUAUGAUUCAAAGUUAAAUCACGAACUUAGGCAAACGGCAACAGAGCUCAAUAUGGCACAAAAGCGUGCGUUUAACAAAGAACAAACGGAGCUAGCGUUCAAUCAGACAUGUGAUAUUGGCCCACUUAGCUUCAAGGAGUGUAUUUCGGAUGUCUGUCUGAAAGGUCCUACGAGCCCACUCGAAACAACGCUACACAAUAUGAUGUACGCGAGCCGCGAUAAGCAAGUGACGGUUGAAUGGAGUUCUGUCAACUCUGUAUUGCUGGAUACUGAACCACAGGAACUUUAUGAAAGAUUGCUAGUAGCAGGAGAAGUGGGCCACAACGAGCACAGUGGCAAAUUAACCCUACGCCAUACAACGCUGAUGCCGAACAUUCCCGGUCUGCCGGCUAUUUUGGCACUGCUCUUCUGUCCUGUUGCUGAAUUACGCCGCGACUCCGCUUGUACCCGCUACGUGAGCGUUCUAUGUGGUCUGGGCAGUGAAGAAGACGGCCAGCCAUACUUCCCUGAACACGAUCUGUUGGUUAAUAUCGAUGCGCAACUUACUGUUGAAGAUAUUGGCCUGAUAAACCACAUUCGCUAUUUAAUGGACUAUACAAUGCAUAUCAGUCGCAAGGGCGAUGUGACCACCGACGAUACGGACUUCACGCACAAUAUACCCAAGUUUAUACGAGACGAUCUCAUGAAAUUACUCCCAAAACGUCGCAAACACCGUGAGCCAGAAACUGUAGUGAACGCAUGGGAAUGGCGCUCAGUGCCCGAGCAAGAGUUCCUAGAGAUAUCCGUACCUGAUAUGGUGGAAAGGGCGGAGUUGUUCCCUCUACACGCGCCUCUAGAACUGGCGCCGUUGCCAAGGGAACGGCUGCUCGAACUCAAGAGGGACAAUGAUGACCUCAAACAACUUGUCGCUAGGGCGUCGUUGGCAUCCAACGCGCAGUUUGCGUGCAAAUUAUGCGGGACCGUGCAAAUGGCUGCGCACGCGAUGCGCAUACAUCUCUUAUCCAACGGACACAAGGAAAAGGAAGAAGACUUCAGGAUUGUGCAGGCUUAAAAUUUACUUUUUUUAUUUUAUUUUUUGUAUUACCGUCGAAUAAGUAGAGUGAGACUAUAACCGUCCUAUUAAAAAAAAAAAAAACUUAAAUGUACUUUCUUUAAACACAGACUAUAAAGUCAUGAUUUUACUUUAGUACAGAGGUUUUAACUUUUCCUCGUUUGU